Messenger RNA from Cinara cedri, 3188 nucleotides. The record is from the annotation of a GenBank genome assembly. NCBI's taxonomy places the organism in Eukaryota, Metazoa, Arthropoda, Insecta, Hemiptera, Aphididae.
GGAUGGUUUCACUUACACAAAAGACUCCAGACACAGAAUGAAAGCACUACAGAUGGUGACAGUGGUUUCGUUCACUGCAGAACUCAGAAGAACUGCCGAGUGGUUACGUGUGAUUUAUGGUAUGUAAUUUAAAAUAAUUCUCAGUCAAGUAUAUUUUAUAAAAAAAAGAAUUACAAUAAAAUAUAUAAUAUAGUAAGUUACAAUAGCGUACCAAAGUAUUUUUGAGAAAAUUUCCUCAAGACCGAAAUGGACGGGUGGCUGAUCAAUCAUGUUGAAUGUUGAUUGAGAUUGACUAGUUCAUAGAUCAGAGAUCCCUUUAGUUUUGUUUUAUUAUACUAUUAAUAUACCUACGUAUAAACAUGGUUGCCUAAAUAAUGUAGUCAAUAUAUAGCUAAAUCAAGUUUUUACAGUAAUUAUUUGUAGGAAAACCAUAAAAAUCCAUUUUUUGAUUAGGUGGACCCUAUUUUUUUGUUUUGCCUUAAGUAUGAAAAAUGUUCAGCACGCCACUAACAAAUGAACAUAAUUUUAUAAAUGUACCUUGAUGGCGUUAAGAUAGAAAUUGUACUAGUUAGCGUUAACGUAGAAUACGUUGGGUCCACCUAUAACGUCCGUCGUUUCUAAUCCUGUACAUGGCUAAAUGUAUAGGUAUGAUCAUAACUUUGUGAUACACAGGUGCAAUGGCCGCCACUGACAGUGAUUCCCGUUUUAUUUCAAUCUAACUGGUAAUAAAUAUCACUGCCAGCUGAGUUUUCUCUCCAUGAAAAGCUAUGGAAUAAACAGUUGUGAUCCUACUUAUAUAAUAUUUAGCUAUGGUCCCGUAUAAAUUAUAAUAUCUUAGUCCGUGGUUAUUACUACUUAAUAAUUAAAUAUAAAUUAUAUUUAUAAAAUAAUUAGUAUAAAUAUGAAAAAUCGUUUCGAACUAUUGUUUAUUUCUCCUAACGCACGCAAAAAAAUGGAUAUUCAAACUCAAUUUUAAAUAGGAAACGUAGACAGCGGCUGAUAAAUUCUAUUUUUAUUUCGUAUUUUGUAUCAUCAAUCACUAUAAUCAUUAAUUAUAAGUACUAGUAUUAAUAAUCAAUAAUAUAUUACAUUUCUCAUCGUUCGCAAAUUAUAUUAUACUGUAUGUUAACUUGGCUUAUCACCGAUUCUAUUAUAUUUUUCUAUCUCCUUUGAUAUUUUUCAUAACUUUCAAGUACCUUUGUAUCCAUAAUUUCCUUCGUUACUUAUUUAUAUUAUUUAACAAAAUAUAGGUAAUAAUCUGGAGGUAUAAGUUAAUAUACAUUAUAAUUUAUAGUUAUUAAAAACCGCAUUUAAGUGCAUCAAACUAAUAAAAAACGUGCAAUUAAAUUAUCAAAAAUCCAGUCAAUAAAUAUCAUAAUAUUAGUAGGUAUUGUAUUGUAUUGUAAUAUUAUAUUUUUCGUAUCUAAUUAUUGUAUUGUUAUCAUUAAAACAAUAAUUAUUAAAAAACAAAUUGUAUAUCUAUUUGAUACGAUUAAAACGAUUAUUUGUUCAUACCUAUUUUUAAUGUAUUAUGGGUGGUUUUGUAGGUAAUUAUGGACGACGAUGCAAUAUUAACAUUUGUGAUGUCUUAUUUACCCGAGAAAUGGGAUAAAACUACUGAGUACACGAGAAGUUGGAAUUUAAUUCCGCUGUCAACACAAAGUGUUGACUAUCAAAUAGUUGAAUCUUAUUUUUAUGGAGCUCACAUAAGUUUAAUACAAAGGGUUCAAAAUCCAUUUCAAUUUGGGCGUUAUAUGAUAAGACGUGAAAUGACCCAAACAACAUAUGAAGUAAGUAUGAAGAUUUUAUAACAAUAUUUAUUACAAGACUGUGUUUAGGAUAGAUACCUGCUAUGUAGCUGUAUAAAAUAGAGCAAAUGUUAGAAGUAACAACAUUUCUUUAUAGAAGUUACUAUGUAUUUUAUUAUUUUCCAUAAAAAAUCAGAUAAUAGAGUAAUAUGUUCAAAAGAAAAUGCUAUAGAGAAACUUAGCUCCCUAGACCUUAUCUAACCCUAGGAGGGCUCCAAAUCAAAUAGGUAAAUACUGAGUAUACAUAAUAAAUAUUAUGAGGUAUUAAGCCCUCAAAUAUUUAGGAGUUUUGCACCUAUGCAACUAUAUAUAACUUAAACAUAGCUCUGUAACCUUUAUUAUUAAUUUAUUGUGAAUUGUAUGCGAUUAUUUGUUUAAGGAUAUUGUUUUUCAUGUUGUACAUCGAGAUGACCUAGAAACAGCAUUGAAGUUCAAUUGUGACUAUCGAAGGUAUCAAAGAAGACACGAGGGCUUGUAUGAAGACCAUAAACAUCCAAAGUUUUAUCAUUCAUUUAAAGAUCUGAUAAACGUUAACAAUCAUUCCAUGAGUGAUAUAAGAGUUUUAGUUUUAAAAAUUUUAACUAAUGAACCAAAAACACAAUGUGAUUACUAUAUUGAAUAUGUUGUCACCUUUUGAAAUAAUAAUUUAUUUUGAUUAUUCAUUAUAAUAUAACUAAUUAUUUAUAUAAGUUUACAGUUUUCAUAUUUUUAAAAAUUAUAAAUAAUAAAUCUAGGUAACUAAAAGAAGAAAUCUAUAAUUGUAUUUAUUAGUAUUCUAUUUUAUGGGCUUAUGUUGAAAAAUUCCUAGCUUGAUUCAUCAUUGAGUUUGUAAUAAUUACGUGCCUUAUAUGCAUUUUCAAAAUCGCUAAUGUCAUCUAUAAUAGGUAGAAACAAAAACCAUGGUCUCGUUCUUGAACCGAAAUUUAAUCAAACGACCCACAGUCAGACAGUGCAAUAAAUGAAGAAAAGAAAAGAAAAGCAUCUAUGAAUCGUGUAUCCUGUGGUUUCAACAUCAAUAUGGCAUCGCUAAUUGGGAAGUGUGAACUUUGAUUUAGAGCUUUAAAUUUCAAUAAUGCUCGGCAAAAUGUGUAUUAUAAUAUAUUCUGUAAAUAAAUCUAGUAGUCGCUGGUAAAUAUUUCAGUUUUAUUUUUAUUUAAAUAACAUAUUUAUUUUAUGCUCAACAUUUAGAUAUAGUAGACAAAAUAGGUAAUACUAUUAUUAAAAUAUAAUAUUUACAAUAUAUAAAAAAAAAAUGACAAAAUUUAUUUACUGGUAAUAUUUUGGUGUGCUAUAAUAAUUGUUGUAUGGUUGCUUAUAUGGUUCUUCGGUGGCUUUAGGUUUUGGAGCAAAUGGAUUUUUUGUCGGGUCUGUGUUUAGGCU